AUGGCCGUUGCUCUCACCCGCGCGUACCAGCACUCUUUCGACGCCCACCCCAAUUUCACGCUCGCACUCACCGGAGGAUGCUUCAACGCGCUCGGCGACAUCGUCGCUCAGGUCGCGCAGAACACGCUGGGUGAGACGGAGCCUCAGGAUAGGAGAGGGUACGAUGGGGCACGGACUUUGAGGUUCUUCUGCUAUGGUCUGGCGAUAAGCCCUAUCAUGGGACGGUGGAACGCAUUCCUAGAGCGAAGAUUCCCUCUCAGGUCAUGGAAGAGAGGUAAGGUCUCAUUCACGGCACUCUCAAAACGCGUUGCAUGCGACCAACUUAUAAUGGCGCCUAUUGGUCUCGGUCUUUUCCUAGGCUCGAUGGGCGUCAUGGAGGCUCGCAGCCCAGGGCAAAUCGGCGAGAGGUUCAAGGAUUUGUACCGUACCGCUCUCCUGGCAAACUGGAAAGUUUGGCCUCUUGCUCAGCUGGUAAACUUCCGGUACAUGCCUCUCCCUUAUCGCGUACCGUUCGCUCAAUCAUGCGGCGUAUUCUGGACGCUGUAUCUGUCUAUCCUUAACUCCGAGGAGGACAAGAAACAGGACCGGCAGUACGCCAUGAGAAAAACGGUUGACUCAUGA
Cyclocybe aegerita is the source of this 621-nucleotide messenger RNA. The record is from the annotation of a GenBank genome assembly. NCBI's taxonomy places the organism in Eukaryota, Fungi, Basidiomycota, Agaricomycetes, Agaricales, Hemipholiotaceae.